Molecule: messenger RNA, 213 nt
Organism: Eimeria necatrix
Lineage: Eukaryota; Apicomplexa; Conoidasida; Eucoccidiorida; Eimeriidae
Product: zinc knuckle domain-containing protein, putative
Exons: 1
Coding region: 1-213 (70 amino acids)
Source: RefSeq, a predicted model, not a curated record
AUGUCGAUGGAGCAGCUGAUGGCGCUGGUGCCGCUCGAGGCGGCGCUCAGCCACAAAGAGAAAGGCCGGAAGUCGCGCUGGGAAAGAAAGAAAGCGCCCGAGGGCAGCCGCUGGGGCUCCGAAACGGUAACUCAUUUUAGCAACUUUUUCUGCCAUUUAAUGGAAUUUAGAAGGCCAUUUAAGCCAUUUAGAAGGCCAUUUAAGGCCAUUUAA